Sclerotinia trifoliorum is the source of this 2712-nucleotide messenger RNA. The record is from the annotation of a GenBank genome assembly. NCBI's taxonomy places the organism in Eukaryota, Fungi, Ascomycota, Leotiomycetes, Helotiales, Sclerotiniaceae.
CUAAAUCUACAGAUAUAUCAUGUCGACUUCAGUCGUCCAGCUCAAGCUGCCACUAUCUCUUUAAUAUCUAUACAGCGUACAAAAUAUUUAAUUCUUACUCUGUCGCUUUAUUUUCCGAGUUUCUCCUCGCAACAAUUUUCUUUAUGUGGCGCUGCGGAGACUAGCAUCGUACGACAUGGAUCAAACUGCCCCUCCACCAUACAGCGAAAGAGAUGCCUUCUCGAAUCCCAAUACCACGACACGUACACUGUUCACGACAGACGCAGAUAAUGCCUCUAGGCUGCCUCGAAGAAUACGAUCUGAUACAUCAUCGAAUGAAGGUUCAUUAAUAUAUACUCCUCCCUACUCGCCAACAGAGCCUGAUCCUCGACGUAAGCAUAACACAAUUAGUUCCUUGAAAUGAAAACCUGCACAUUUUGAACUUGGACUGCAUGUUCCAUUGACCGAACCAAGGUCGCUCAUUGCAGGAGAUUUAAUGCCAUCAAGACAUCAACUAACCCUUCACCAUUCUAGGCUCAGACAAUCACUUCGAAUACCAUUCUGCUCAUAAUUACUUUGAGUCACGGAAGAUACCACAGCUAUUUUCAGCUUCAAGUACCACUCAGCAUACUAUAUAUAUAUCACCUAGAAGUACACCAAGUGAUGUCCCGAUUCCACCUUCCGCGUCAGACAACGGGAUCACGCAACAAGAUUGGUCGACCUUCCUAAAUUACUUACUACCUGAUCAUACCCUUAAUGCCAAUAACCAUGUAGCCAAUCGUAAGCUAAAAGCGAAGCUGGUCGACGAGCGGAUGCAAAGGCUUACGCUCAAUGAGGGUGAUCGUCCCAGACUUGACAUCAAUGAAGUUCAAGCGCAGCUUAGUCCUCCACGUCGACCCAACACCUCGUCUGAUACAGACUGGGCAGAAGGAGUAGACGAAGUGAUCAAACUUUGGAACGAGGGGUUCUUUGUUCCUCGUGGAUUAAAGAUCGUUCGCAUUGAUGUAGAGCACCCUGAGCUUCAUGAGCGAUGGACCCGUAUGCCUGGUUUUUGGAGACCCGAUGAAGAGGAUCUUUCGCACUUCCCCGAAAGCAAUAGAAGACGUGGAGGCAUUUCUAGACGUCAUUCCCCAUGCAAUGGACAACCUCAAACACCUACAAUCGGUUCUAUGGUUGCAAAUGACGGAGAGUUCAAAAUUAGAAGGAAUGGUCUCGUUCCCGACUCCAACGGUUUGCGUGUCGGUAACAUGUUCAUAGCAGAUGAUGAUGGUUUACGAAUAGACGGGAAUCGAGGGCUCAAAGUCAACGAACAUGGAGCUAGUAUCAGUGGUCAUAGCUCUGGAAGAAGGAGAAGGGGCGGGCUACAUGCGCAGGGAGCUGAGCAAGGAUCGGCACAUGAGCCAGAAGGGCGGCAUGGGAAAAGAAGGAGGGGAAGAACCGAUCUGCAUACACAUGAGUCUGACCGAGGACGGGCACACAAACCGGGAGAGUGGCACUCUGGGCGAUCUGGAAGAAGAAGAAGAGAUCAUUCUUCCUCCUCUUAUUCUUCCUCAUCUAGUUCCUUUAGCUCUGACUCUGACGCAUCGGUUGGUUCCCUACCUGACUACGAUCAUCUCAAAGACCAACAACUAGUAGCCGCCAGAGAUACAAUAAUUACGUGGCUCAAUCACUCUGAACAUCCCAUGACGAGACAGACGGUUCGGAAAAUGAAACAAGAUAUCAAAUUCGCGAAGAAGAAUCCCGAAGGAAAACCCAGCUCUCAUGAAGAUCUCGCUUCCCUACGAAGAGAAGUCAAAGAUCUGCUUAAAAAGUUCAAAGACGUGAAGAAAUCUCAAAAAACAUUUAGGAAAAUCAUGAGAAAAGAACAGCGAAGACUCGAGAAAGCGCAUAAGAAAGAACGAAAGAACAUGGGGAAAGCGAAACGGAAGGCUGUGAAAAGAGAUAAAAAUUUGAAGGGAGAAGAAUUCCCAGCUGAAUUUCCAGCUCUUAUACCUAUGCCACACCAUCUCGGCUUUCCCGAGUUGUCAAAAGUGCGGCUUUCACCGCUUUCAAAUAUGCCCAGCCCUUCAUUUUACACACGGUCUUUUGAAUCACAUAAUUCUAGCUUUACAUCUUUGCACGAAACUUUGCAUUUCUUACCCUCUCUUCAUCCCCAAGCUCAAGUGCCCACGCAGGAUCAGCUGCAUAAUCCUCAAAUAUCCGCUCGUCUUACCUCUUUCCUAUCUCAAACCGCAUCGGUGAUCCAUAGCCAAGCUUCCUCUCUCCUAGCUAGAGCCCGAGCCAAAGAAGUGGAAGCAAGGACUCUCAAAAACUCUUCAGAUAUUGAUGGUAAUAAUGUGUAUGCCAGUCAAAAUAGGAGUAACAGGGAAAAGAGACAAGAAGUAGAAAGACUUCUAGAAGAGGCGGAGGAAUUGAGAAUGGAAGGAGAGAGAUUAAGGGCGGAGGCCGUGCAGAUGGACGAGGAGUUUGCAAGGGAGAUACAGGAGCGCGAAUUUGGGCGCAGGCGAGGUUAGGUCGAGGGGAUCGUGGAGAGAUGGAUUUGGAUGGGUGUACUAAUUAACUAAUGACCGGUCUCAUUUCAAUGUCGUCUAAGCUUGCUUUUACUUAUAUAUCUAAUUUGCGCCGAACAUAAUAUUAUGGGGGUUAUUUCCAUAGGUUAGACAGACGCAUGCACUUUAAUUACUUCUUAAAUCCAAAAUAAAACAACUAUUAAUGAAAUGACACCUGAAGUCU